UCCGUAGGCAGAAUAUGUGAAAAGAUGUGCAGUUGGUCUUGAACCAAAUGCACAAACUUGUAAAUUCUAUUGAUCCAACAAGAAAGAGGGCAGAAACUUGCCGUGUCACGGAAAAACAAGUUGGUUUCCCUCUUUGCUAGUAUAUUUCACUAUUUAUAGACAUCUCCUUCCUACUGUCAAUCUCCUGGACCUAAACCCAUCCCCAAAAGAAAGAUUGGGGGGAAGUGGGGUUUGGUGAGAUGAGCUCAUCACCAAGUCGAUCUCGAGGAGAGCAAAGGCCACGGAAUUUUGACACAGAAGCGAAGAGGAUGUGUUGGGCUAAGGCUGAGACUGUACCUGGUCGACAUCCUGAACGCUGGCGCAAAGAUUCCGCUGGUAACGUUGUCUGCAAACGCUUCUUCAAUUGUCAAGGUUGUCUUUGCUUUGAGUAUGACCACAUCAUUCCCUUCUCCAAAGGGGGUGAGUCCAUAGCGGAGAAUUGCCAGAUCCUUCAGACAAGGGUGAACAGGCUUAAAGCCAACAAGGAUGAGAUUGAUACUAGUCAGUUAAAAAGCUACUCCUGCGAUAUCAAGUUCACUGAUAAGGAGCUUGAUGUAAUUGAAAUGGCUGUUUAUGGGGAUGUUAUCCGACCUGGAAAGCAAUGCCGUUGUAGAACUGUUGCUGAAGUGCUAGGCCAAUAUAAGUCAAAGGACCGGGCUGCUCCCUGCAAGUUACCAUAUGCUGAUGAAUCCUUAUAGCAGGAAGUGAAGGGAACUCAGUGCGGGGCAUGCAUAUCUCAGUCCUAAUUUUUCCGCAAGUCAUUAAUAUUUUGUAUUUCAAUGGCUUCAAUUGAAGUUCAAUUAUUUUAUGGCUCAGCAGCUUAUUGAGUGAAUUGUUGUAGCCUUGGUGGAUAACUGUCAUUUUGUGAACUUAGUGAGUCUCAGUGAAAUUUCUCAAGAUGGAAGGCAAAUAAUGCUAGAGCCAUUUGCAACAGCA
Molecule: messenger RNA, 975 nt
Organism: Lycium barbarum (goji berry)
Lineage: Eukaryota; Viridiplantae; Streptophyta; Magnoliopsida; Solanales; Solanaceae
Exons: 3
Coding region: 240-737 (165 amino acids)
Molecular function (GO): endonuclease activity; nucleic acid binding; zinc ion binding
Source: RefSeq, a predicted model, not a curated record